Ornithodoros turicata is the source of this 4381-nucleotide messenger RNA. Its product is annotated as calcium-activated chloride channel regulator 1-like. The coding region runs from base 153 to 3005 and encodes 950 amino acids. The transcript is spliced from 14 exons. The record is from RefSeq and is a predicted model, not a curated record. NCBI's taxonomy places the organism in Eukaryota, Metazoa, Arthropoda, Arachnida, Ixodida, Argasidae.
GGCAACACCUCUCAGAGCUUGGGUGCACGGACGGACGGACAGACGUUUCUCCCGCAACGCUCCUUGGCACCGUGCAGCGAGCUAGCCAGUGGAGUGUCACAAAAGCGGUGCUCCGCUUUCUGCGUGAUACGGGCCUCCUCGGCUCCCUCACGAUGUCGACGUGGCAGUUGCAGCUCACUCUUCUGCUGGCAUCUGGCGUCUGGGGUGCUUCCACAAGGAUCCGCCUGGAGGACCAGGGAUACGUGGACAUAGUCGUUAACAUCGAUCAUCAAGUGCGCGAGGAUCCACACCUUGUUCAGAACCUCAAGGAUUUGCUGAACAGUACGUCAGCGUUCCUUCACCGAGCUACAAGACAGCUGGUAUACUUCAAAAGCGUCACCAUCGUCUUACCUCACACGUGGUCCAAUGCCAUUCCGUCCGAGCCCAUCUCUGGAGCCAUGCUCUCCAGUGCAGAUAUCCGGAUUGUCAACAGCCAAGAACGCGCGCCGUACACGGUGCAAGCCAUGGGAUGUGGAGAACGCGGCGAAUACGUCGUCCUGCCGUCGCAGUUUGUCGGCAAUCUCACCACCGCUACCAAGAAAGAAUUCAGGAAGCCUGAGCAAGUCAUGACGCACGAAUGGGCCCACUUCAGGUAUGGAGUCUUCGACGAAUAUGGCUCGCCGGGAGGCACUCAAUACCCUUCGAUGUACUUUCGGGACGGACAGAAAAAGCCCAAUGUCUGCAGCGACAAGAUUGUCGUUAGUCCCCAGACGGGUAAGGGUGAACCCUGCGACUUAGUGGAAGGAUCUUCUCAAGAAGACUGCAUUGAUUUCUCGGUCGUUGACGAAUUCACCCAAGCAUCGUCUUCCAUCAUGUUUAUGCCGGUGGUUUCAUCGGUCUACACUUUCUGCGACGAUGACGAGCACAAGCACAACGCCGAGGCACCGAACCCACAGAACGCCUUGUGUGACUCUCGUAGCACCUGGGACGUCAUUUCACACAAUUCAGAUUUCAACGGAAUCGAAAACCCUGUAGCACUCCAAGCAACGACAUUCAGAGUACUCAAGGCACAUAUGAAGCAGAGAGUAGUACUUGUACUGGACAUAUCGACUAGCAUGGGCCUUAAUGGCCGGCUGGAGAUGAUGCACCGUGCCGUGGCGCGUUACAUCCAGGAUUCAAUUCCCGACGGAAUGGAGCUGGGCAUUGUUAUGUUCAAUAGCGAUGCCAAAAUUUAUGCGGAACUUACUGAGAUCGAUCAGUACACGAGAGCAGACCUUAGACGAAAGGUAUAUCAGCAAUAUGGUGGCAAUACAGCCAUUGGAAAGGGUCUUCUGGCGGGUGUUAAGGUUCUCGAGCAGAACGCUACAAGUAUCGAGAACUCAGUCAUCAUCUUGAUGUCAGAUGGCGAGGAGAACGUCGACCCUCUCAUCAGUGUCAUCAUGCCAGAGUUGCUGCAGAAAGGUGUGAUAGUGCACACUCUGGCUUUGGGAACUGAGGCGGAGAAAGGGCUAGAAGACCUGGCUUUUGCUACUGGAGGCAAGUCCUACGCGGUAACCCACGAAAAUACGCGUGUCUUGGAAAACCUGGAGAAUGCCUUCUUCUCUGCCUCCACCGUUCAACGGCCGAUAGAACAGAAGCCUGUCACUUUGGUAAACAAGGUGAUUCCUCUGGAGGGCAACACGACGUCUCUCUUCGUCACCGUCGACAGAGAACUUGGAAAGAACUUAGAGUUUCUUGCAUCUGGAGGAGACGGAGCCACAACUGCGGUGGUAGCCAAAAGCCCAUCAGGGCGUACUUACGUUGGAGAGUACGACGAGGGUCUUGGACGUCAUAAAGUGUCCAUAGGUGACAUCGUGGAGCCUGGAAAGUGGCAAGUGGAUAUCAAGCGCCACAACCCAUCGAGCAAAGAAUCUGUCUCUGUCACUGUAGUAUCUGAAGUCAAGGACCCUGAAGACCCUCCUGUACGCAUGCGAACCUUCUACAGCUCCAAAGACAUUACCUACGCACGAGCCUCGACUCAGUUCAAGAUCUUCGUAGAGUUAAAGAAAGGAGAGCAAGUCGUGAAAGGAGCGUACGUUGUAGCAAAUGUCACGACUCCAUUUGGCAACCAGGUUCCCGUGUGGCUUAAGGACAAUGGAGCAGGCGCUGACAUUGUUGAAGGAGAUGGGAUCUACUCUGGUUUCUUCGCCAGCUUCAGCAGCCCUGGGCGGUACUCGGUUGAAGUUCAAGCAUACGGCGACGAAAACACUAAUUUGAUAACACCGAAACGUUCGUCCGGUUCUAGCUCUGGAGGACAGAAGGUUCGCAGAAGUGCUGAACCAUUCGCUUUUGAAAGGUACGACAACGGCGGUGUCUUUGUUGUCAAGCAAGUAGAAGCAGCUCUGGUCUACCCUCCGUCCACGAUUCGGGACCUCCGUGUCGAACAAGCUUUUUACUUGGACAGCGGUACCAGGGCAGUCAGUCUGACAUGGACGUCUCCUGGGGGUCACCUGGACGAUGGAAUCUGCCACAACCUCACUAUCACCGCAAGCCGUGACCGAACAGUUCUGCAGACGGAAGACAUGACGGGCGACAUCUACAUGGUCACGGAACGUGACGUCGUUAAUGGCAUUCUCCGCCCUAAGCAGUCUGGAGAACCCCAUGAAGUGACCUUCCGCAUACCGGACACAGGGUUGCCUCCGAACAGGAGCGCUCACGAUGUGUACUUCAUCGUGAGCACCUGGAACUCCGAAGGGAUCAAGUCCAACCGGUCCAACAUCGCGACCGCGAACUUCUUUGAAAUGGUCGUCGUGGAAAAGGAGUUGACCAUUUGGGAGAAAAUCUUGCAAUCCAAGGUUACCAUGUACGGCGUCUCGGCUCUCUUAGUAGGGGUCUUGUUCGCCGUGGUUGUGCUUCUCGUCAUCAACAUCUUCGGGAAGAAAUCAUCGUCUUCCAAAGGCAUGGAACGAGUCGCCGUAUUUCGAGCUGCUCCGGUGAAGUAUGAAGUGGAAAAGGCUUGCAGAAAGAACCUACUGAACGCAGCCUGAUGAUGCUUUACUUGUUUUAUCUAAUGACGUCCAUUUUGUGCGAUGAAAAUCUAGUACCUAACCUAGUCACGUGAUGAAAGGACUGUUACCACGGCAGCGGGACAGAAGAGCUUGUUUCAGUUGGAAGCCCGGUGAAGACAAUCCCAGCGGGCGAGGUGGCAGUAAAAGGAAGCUAGACAGUUAUCGAUAGUAACUUAAAUAUUUGUGAUAAUUUCAUGGCAGUUGUACUCUAAGGCACCAUAAGAAGCUUGACAACGUGUGUGAUUUACACGGACUGCAACGACCAUCUCAUCCAUCGUCACUCCGUCCUAUGAACAACAGGCUAGCAUGCGUGUGUAUAAUUAACAUAUUUUUGUUACAGCACUAGCAUGUAACUGGACUAUAGAGACAAAAUAUUUCUCCGAUGAGCGAAGAAUGCCAGAAGCAGUUAAGUUUGUAUUUUGUUUUUGCUAUGAUUCAGCUCCGCGUGCCACGCCUGCAGGUCACACAUUCUGUGUGUUUGUUUUGAUAAGGAGCGAAAUGGAUGUAGAGUAACAUUAUCUCUAUGCCCUAACUGUCGCAAUGACCUUUUUGAUGUAUACCAGAGAAAUAAUGCUCCCACAUAGGAUGUGAAUGCGUAACUUCUUUUGCUGCGCGAAUAAUUUCAGCGAGUUUUGUGUUGUCACCUUCAAAGAGGUGCCUUUGGGGGGCUUCCUCCGUUCAACCGCUCUUUGCAUUCUAAAUGUGUUUGUGACGGUUGCCUUGAUGCCUUGCAAUCAUGAGAUAAUGAACUGUCGUGGUCACUGUUGACCAAUCCAGCUUCCGUGGCCUCGAUAAGCGCUGGACUAUCUGGGAACAGCGAAAACAACAGACCGGAAGAUUCUUAUUUCGGGGACGGCCGGGUGCUGGCAUAGCGUCACUUGUUGUGAACACGUGGAAAAAAAAAAAAAAAAAAAGAAACAGCGGCUGAAGCGCAAUGAAAGAAGACUGCUUAUCUGAGACUUGCGCGAAUGAUUUCCUGGGGCUUCUUUCAUUGUGAUUUGGCCGUCAUUGUUAUAGGUGGUGUUAAUAAACGAUACCAUAGCUGCAAGCGACCACCCCCAAACUGAUAGUCGACCGUUCCAUGGCUAUUUUCACUGUUUUCCGGUAGUCGGGCGAUUAGCGGAGCGAGGCCACGGAGACGGGAAAUUGGUUAACAGUGACCGCGACAGUACAUGGCUCUAGUAUGAACUUGAUGCCGUAGUAUCGGAGACCAUUUGAUAUAUUUGUUGUCCUUGUACAUAAACCUUCGGUUGUGUAAGGCUGCGCUGGCCGCAGUAGUGAGUGAGUGAGUGGGUACGUUUUUGUUUUCAGUAUGACCACCGUGUCAAUACAGUGCAAUCCCGGUGACUGGCUUA